Molecule: messenger RNA, 702 nt
Organism: Benincasa hispida (wax gourd)
Lineage: Eukaryota; Viridiplantae; Streptophyta; Magnoliopsida; Cucurbitales; Cucurbitaceae
Source: RefSeq, a predicted model, not a curated record
AUGUCGUCCGCCUCAAAUAGCCAGAACCAGACUGUGAGCUUUGGGAACGACUCACCGGUAAGCUUCUAUUCCUCGUCCUCUGUUUCGAUUUCACCUCCCCCGAGCCCUAGAAAAACCACCAAAACCCUUGCCCAAACCAAACCCACACACGGCGGAGCUACCUCUUCCCAGCGGCCGUCUGUUUCGAAACCUUCCACAGUACCUAUAAAACUCCCUUUCAAAGCCUCCAAAGCCAUCGUUACCCCUCCAGCUAAGACCCCUCAACCUAAACCUAAAACCCCUCAACCAAAACCCAAAACUACCCCCAAGCCAAGGGCCAAAACACCUGCAAAACCAAGGAUGUAUCCGUCAUCUAUGGCUGCCUUCAAACCCUACACCAAGCCUGCCCCACCACCAGUCAUUCCGAACAUCACUAUGGUGGGUGCAACACAUGACCCACUCCCAGCCUACCUCCACAACGUACCAUCACCAGCCAUGUGUCCACCACUUCUACUUUCGAUCCAACCCUUAGCCAACAUUUAUCCAGUGGAAUUCGACGCGUCGAGCCAAUCACCUCAUUUUGCCAUCAUCAUAUCCUCCCCUGGGACGCCUCAUACCCCAGUGGGCACCCCUCCAUUUACUCCACCCAUACCACCCUCUGACAGUCUUGUGUCAGAGCGCAAUCUUCAAGAGUUGGUAGAAUUGGCUCGACUGGACAAGUAA